AUGCCAGUUGCCAUCUAUUCAGCCCCGGAAAUAUGGCAGAGAAGGAUGAACGAAAUCGUUGAAGGCUUAUCGGUAGUGGAGGUCAGAGCAGACGACUUCCUAGUUGGUUUUGGAGACACUGAUGAGGAGGCACUAUCAAACCAUGACAAGAAUCUGAGGGCUUUUCUGGACAAGGCACGACAGAGAAACCGAACAGUUACAUCAGAAGGUCUUCAAGCAGAUCCAGAGAAACUAAAGGCAGUUCUACAAAUGCCUACACCGACCGAUGUAAAAGCCCUGAAACGAGCAUUAGGAACGACGAAUUACUUGUCAAAGUUCAUACCGAGGUUGUCAGAGGUCUGUAGCAAACUGAGAAGGUUAGACCACAAGGAUGUUGAGUGGCACUGGCAAGACCAGCACGAGAGAGCAUGUCAUGAGGUGAAGAGACUGGUUGCUACCAUCCCUGUGCUUGCAUUCUAUGACCUACAGAGAAGAUACGACUUACAGAUACGAUAUAGAAGAGGCAGUGAGCUCUACAUAGCAGAUACGUAUACGUUAUCUAGAGUGUACCUGAAUGAAGCAGAACAAGCACAGGAGCGAAGCGAGUUUUACAAGAAACUGGAGCAGAUCAACAUGACUGAAGAUUGGAACAACCGAGAGACGAGCCUACAUGACAUUAGACGAGCCACUAGCCAAUAUGAGGAAUUACAACUUGUCGGCAGACUGAUAGCCGCAGGGUGGCCUUCCACCGAACACAACGUUCCAGCAAUGGCACACCCAUACUUCAGUUGUAACGAUGAGUCGGCAGUGCAGCAUGCUUUUGUGUUCAAGGGUGAUCAAGUUGUGAUACCAGUAACAUUGAGAAGCCAAAUGAUCAAGAGGAUACACUCUUCACAUUUGGAAAUUGAAGGAUGUUUAAUGAGGCAUUCUGCAAUUUUACUGUUACCAGAGCAGAGCCCCGAACCAGUUCAGCCUCAUGAGAUUCCGUACCGGCCACGGGCCAAAGUGAGAGUUGAUUUGUUUGAACUGGACGGUACAACAUAUGCUAUAACAGGGGAUUACUACUCGAAUUUGUUUAAAGUGGACAGUGUGAAAGACACUAUAUGCUCAACGGUGAUCCAUAAGAUGAACAGUGCGUUUGCAAGGCACGGGAUUCCAGAUGUCGUUGUCAGCGACAAUGGACCUCAAUUCAGCAGUCAGGAGUUUAGAAAAUUUGCAAAGGAAUGGGCGUUUACACACGUGACGUCAUCACCAAGAUACCCACAAGUCAAAUGGGAAGGUUGA
Molecule: messenger RNA, 1263 nt
Organism: Corticium candelabrum
Lineage: Eukaryota; Metazoa; Porifera; Homoscleromorpha; Homosclerophorida; Plakinidae
Exons: 4
Coding region: 1-1263 (420 amino acids)
Biological process (GO): DNA integration
Molecular function (GO): nucleic acid binding
Source: RefSeq, a predicted model, not a curated record